This is a messenger RNA of Diospyros lotus (date-plum), 1939 nucleotides long. Its product is annotated as protein SICKLE-like. The transcript has 3 exons. NCBI's taxonomy places the organism in Eukaryota, Viridiplantae, Streptophyta, Magnoliopsida, Ericales, Ebenaceae. The coding region runs from base 454 to 1527 and encodes 357 amino acids. Gene Ontology annotation, biological process: mRNA splicing, via spliceosome; miRNA processing. The record is from RefSeq and is a predicted model, not a curated record.
CCCACCCCACCCCAGCCCACUUGCCUGCAAACCCAUUCUCUUCUCCUUCCUCUCUCGACCUCGCUCUCUCUCAGCCUCGCUGUGCCUCGUCCGCUCGCGCUCGCCCUCGCUCUCUAACUCUCUCUUGCUCUCGCUCGCCCAGCGACUCUCUCUUGCUCUCGCUCGCCCUCGCUGGCUGUCUCUUGCUCUCGCUCGCCCUCGCUCUCUGCCUCUCUUGCUCUCUCUCGCCCUCGCUUGCCCUCGGGCCCUCGCUGCCGUUUCUCUUGCUCUCGCUCUCGCCGGCCCUCUCCGCCUCUCGGCUCUCGCCUUCUCCCCCACGCUCGCUCGGCGGCUCGGCCAGUCGGCCUCGCCCUUGCUCGCUGCCUCUGUCUCAGGUUUUCGUUUUACACCCCCCCCGCCCAAAAAAAACUUCCAGAUCUGCUUCAUUCGAGCUCGAUCCGUAUAACUGAAUAAAUGGAAGAAUCAGAGAAAAGAAGGGAGAGGUUGAAAGCAAUGCGCAUGGAAGCAUUGCAGGGUGGAGUUAACAAUGAAGUUGGGAACUUUGGGGAGCCUCAGCAGCUCUCAAAUCCAUUAAUCGAAACCUCCACAACUCUACCUCUGCAUGCAAAUACAAACCAACCUCCGAGGUUUGACUAUUAUACAGAUCCUAUGUCUGCCUUCUCUACUAACAAGAGGAGGAGCAUGCUCAACGAUGAGAAUUCACAGGACUAUUUCACACCUGCAAGACCAAGGGCAACUUCAUCCCCAGCUCAUCAGUUCCAACCAAAUUAUUCCCCUGAUCAAAGACAGUACCAAGCACGAGCCCCAUAUUACAGCCCGGGCCCAAGGAACCCCUCUCCAGCUCAUCAGUUCCAAAGUAAUCAUUCCCCGGAUCAAACAAUGCACCAAGUAUGGGAUCCUUAUCAGAGGUCGGUUCCAAGUGGAAGCCCAAUAGGGACAGUCAACUGUUUUGGCUCGCAUCAAGGAACUCCUCGUGGUUGGAACAGUCCUGUUGGUGCAGGAAGCUAUAACCUUCCAUCUAAUUCACCAGGAGGUAAUUUCUCCAGUCCUCAUUUUGGAGGUAGCCCCAGAUUAAAUACAGGUUGGGGCAGAUCUCAGCGGUUCAGCAACAGUCCCAGCUCCAUCUCAGGGCAUGGAGGCAGCUCUACUUCUAAUUUGGGAGGAGGUUCUGGCCGUGGGUCAGGCAAUAACUUGCGCCCUGGUUUAGGACGGGGUGGCAGGAGAGGUUUCGGCUCUCAUGACAGUGUCUCAGCGGAGCUUAGACCAGAUUUUUAUUAUCACAGAUCAAUGGUUGAAGAUCCAUGGAAGCUUUUGGAACCUGUUAUUUGGAAAAAAGAUCCUGCCAAGAGUUUAUUUGCCAAGUAUUCUUCAAAAUCAUCGCUUUCAAAAUCUGAGUGUGGAAAAAAAGCUAGAAUUACAGAAACCUCAAAUGAGUCCAGUUCUCAGCCAAGCCUUGCAGAAUACCUGGCAGCUGCAUUUAGGGAAGCUUCUGAGAAUGAAGCGACUAAUGAUAAACCAAGUUUAUGAGGUUUUGGGAAAGUUGACACCCUGCUUCACGUAAUUUGAGCAAAAACUGGCUGCCGGUUUCUAUCAUGUCUUGGAGCUGUGAGAAGGAAGCUCAUGCAACUUACUGAUGCCAUCACCCCUUAAAGCUACAAACAGCCAUCUGACGGUAUUCUUGGAGUCUUAAUUAUCUUGCUUUCCGCGUCUCAAAUUUUCAACGUCGUGUAUGGAAAUAUUACAGAUGGCAUGCAUAUUUAAAGAGAGCAGGAAGCAGGAGGAAGAGAGGGAGGGUGGAUGGAGGAUUAGUUCUGUGGAGGCUACAUUUAGGGCAAAUGAUUAUAGUUUCAAAUCUGUUACUGUCUGGCAGUAAUGGAAUAUAUACUUACUGUUAUGGUCGAAUUUUCUUUCUAUGAAAUUAUCUGUUUUCUUUGUGGCA